This is a messenger RNA of Mandrillus leucophaeus (drill), 4500 nucleotides long. RefSeq names its product USP6 N-terminal like (gene USP6NL). Lineage: Eukaryota; Metazoa; Chordata; Mammalia; Primates; Cercopithecidae. The coding region runs from base 49 to 2586 and encodes 845 amino acids. The transcript has 14 exons. The record is from RefSeq and is a predicted model, not a curated record.
CGAGAACUAUAAAAUAAUAAUGAAAUCUUGGAAUAGAUAAGUUACUCUAUGAGGACUGAAGCUGUUGUUAACUCCCAGGGCCAGACUGAUUAUCUCACAAAGGAUUCAGACCAGGAUGUAGCACUCAAACUUGCCCAGGAGCGAGCUGAAAUAGUUGCUAAAUAUGACAGAGGACGAGAAGGUGCAGAGAUUGAACCUUGGGAAGAUGCUGAUUACCUUGUUUACAAAGUCACAGAUAGAUUUGGCUUUUUACAUGAGGAGGAACUCCCAGAUCAUAAUGCAGCUGUGGAACGGCAAAAGCACCUGGAGAUUGAAAGAACUACCAAAUGGCUGAAAAUGCUGAAAGGAUGGGAAAAAUACAAGAACACUGAAAAGUUUCAUAGGCGAAUUUACAAAGGAAUACCACUCCAGCUCAGAGGUGAAGUCUGGGCCCUCCUUCUUGAGAUCCCUAAAAUGAAAGAAGAAACAAGGGACCUGUAUAGUAAAUUAAAACACAGAGCACGGGGCUGUUCACCUGACAUCAGACAAAUAGACCUGGAUGUCAACCGCACGUUUCGGGACCACAUUAUGUUUAGGGACAGAUACGGUGUUAAGCAACAAUCCUUAUUCCAUGUUCUUGCUGCCUAUUCUAUUUAUAAUACGGAAGUCGGGUAUUGUCAGGGGAUGAGCCAGAUCACAGCUUUACUCCUCAUGUAUAUGAACGAGGAAGAUGCCUUCUGGGCCCUGGUCAAACUCUUCUCAGGCCCUAAACAUGCCAUGCAUGGCUUUUUUGUCCAAGGUUUUCCUAAACUCUUGAGGUUUCAAGAACAUCAUGAAAAAAUACUGAACAAAUUUCUGUCCAAGCUUAAGCAACACUUGGAUUCUCAAGAAAUCUACACAAGUUUUUACACAAUGAAAUGGUUUUUUCAGUGUUUCCUUGAUCGUACUCCCUUUACACUAAACCUCAGAAUAUGGGAUAUCUACAUCUUUGAAGGAGAACGAGUUCUUACUGCUAUGUCUUACACAAUCUUAAAAUUACACAAAAAACAUCUAAUGAAAUUGUCCAUGGAAGAACUUGUAGAAUUUUUUCAGGAGACCCUGGCAAAGGAUUUUUUCUUUGAAGAUGAUUUUGUGAUAGAGCAACUUCAGAUUUCUAUGGCAGAACUAAAGCGGGCAAAGUUAGACCUUCCAGAACCUGGUAAAGAGGAUGAAUAUCCAAAGAAGCCCUUGGGACAGCUUCCGCCUGAACUUCAGUCUGGGGGUGUCCAUCACCUGAGCAACGGACAGAGGAGCGUGGGCCGGCCGAGCCCGCAGGUCAGUGGCAGGAGGGAGAGCACGGCGCCCCACAGGAGGCACGAGCACUCGCUGCACCCCCAGAGCAGGACCGGGACGCCCGAGAGAGCACAGCCACCAAGACGGAAAUCGGUGGAGGAGGAGAGCAAAAAGCUUAAAGAUGAGGUAGAUUUUCAAAGAAAACUCCCAUCGGGUCCACAGGACAGUUCCAGGCAAUAUAAUCACGCAGCUGCCAACCAAAAUAGCAACGCCACUUCAAAUAUCAGGAAGGAAUUUGUGCCCAAAUGGAAUAAACCAUCAGACGUCUCAGCUACGGAGAGAACUGCCAAAUACACCAUGGAAAGCAAAGGUCGAGCAGCGCACCCCACGCUCGCAGUCACCGCCCCAGGCCCUGCCGAGGUGCGGGUGGCAAACGCGCGGCCAAAGAUGAAGGCCCUGGAUGCUGAGGACGGGAAGCGGGGCUCCACUGCAUCGCAGUACGACAACGUGCCGGGCCCGGAGCUGGACAGCGGUGCUUCCGUGGAGGAGGCACUGGAAAGGGCUUACUCCCAGAGCCCACGGCAUGCCCUUUACCCUCCCAGCCCGAGAAAGCACGCUGAGCCAAGUUCUAGUCCGUCAAAAGUAUCCAGCAAGUUUACUUUUAAAGUACAGACUCCAAGUCAUGCACGAUAUCCGUCCCAGCUAGAUGGGGAAGCCCGAGGGCUAGCUCAUCCCCCGUCCUACAGCAAUCCCCCCAUUUACCACGGAAACUCACCCAAACACUUCCCUACUGCCAACAGCAGCUUUGCUUCUUCACAGUUUAGCCCUGGGACUCAACUGAAUCCUUCCAGGAGACCUCAUGGUUCUACUCUUUCCAUCAGUGCUUCUCCGGAGAAAUCUUACAGCCGCCCAAGUCCCCUUGUACUGCCAUCUAGUCGAAUAGAAGUCCUCCCUGUUGACGUUGGUGCCGGGGGAUAUUCGGGCAAUUCAGGGUCACCAAAGAAUGGAAAAUUGAUCAUUCCGCCAGUGGAUUAUUUGCCAGAUAACAGAACAUGGUCAGAAGUUGCUUAUACAUACAGACCUGAGACGCAGGGACAAUCAUGGACCCGAGAUGCUAGCCGUGACAAUUUAGCAAAAUACUCAGCCUUUCAGCACGCACCCUUUCAGGAUCAUGGCCUCCCUGCAGUUUCGGUAGAUAGUCCCGUGCUGUAUAAAACUUCACCUGCCGCAGAAGAUGCCAGUCCAUCUGGGUAUCCAUAUUCAGGGCCCCCGCCUCCAGCCUACCACUACAGGAAUCGGGACGGGCUUUCCAUGCAAGAGUCAGUGUUGCUGUGAGAUUUGAUGUGUACUUGCUAAAGACAAGAGAGGAAACCCCAUGAAACCAACAUUGCUAUGUUCAUAAUUGCCAAAGCAGUAUUUAUACUAUUGUAAACAGCUCGCACAUCUCUCCUGUCUGUGAGUAGUAAGAAUACAGGGAAAUGUCUUCAGCCCCACGUAGAUGCUGCUUAAGAUGAGCAUUUAAAUUGCAUCAUCACUGACCUGUUAGAAUUUAACCCGGAAACAUAGCAAUAGCAUUUAGGGAUGCACGCACAAUGGUAAUUUAUUACUCAGUUCCGUUUAUGUUUUUCUCCAAAACCUGAACAUUUUUACUCUGUUGGCUCAUUCUAUUUUGACUAAUGUUACAAAGUACUGAAAAAACUGUAGAAUAGAUAUUUUUAACGCUAUAUGUAGUGUAUGUGUCUUUUAAUAGAUACAGGCAUCUAUUCAUACACGUUUGAACACGGAGCUAAAGAAACAUUUUUUAAAAAACUACUUUUAAUCCAGAUCCAUGGAAUAAUAUGUAAUUCUUGUUUUCCUUGUCUUUUGGUCCAGUUUUUCUUUUUCCCUCUCAUAUUUUUAACCUGAGUCCUAAACUGACUGAAGAGUUUGUCCUGACUUUAUUAAUUGCAAUCUCACAGAAUGCUCAUCGUUCUCCUUCAGCUGUUGCCAUUUUCUUUCAAUCUGAAAAUUAAAGACAUUGGAGAGAAACGCUAACCACUUAAUGGUGCUUAAAAAUCGGGGCAGUUAAAAUAAGUUUACGGCCAAAGGUGCAGCAGUGCUUAUCAUAUCCAUUUACUAAGAGAUCAGUCUUAGUGCGUUUAUGCCCUUUGUUCUGGUCUGACUCUUGGGAAUCUCAGAGCAGGAGAAGUUGCAGCUGACCGAUCCCUCAGUGCUCACAGUACUCAUGUGGGGCAGCCAGACUAACUGGAUUAGCAGUGUGGCUACUUCUCACUUCUGCCCCGACUCAUGUAGCUUCUCCCCAUGAAAGUCCCAGGGUGGCCAUUUACACAAUCCAUUUCUGACCUCUUUAGGGACUAUAGUCGACGGAUACUGCUGCACCUCAUCAGGCCAUUACAUUGUCCAUGUUAAAAUUAUAAAAAUGAUCCUAGUUUUUCAUAGGAGUCUAGGAUUUUGAUAUUUUUAAAAACUGUAGUGUGAUUUCAUGCUUUUGAAAAAUUUUUUUUUUCAUUGAAACAAAUUCAGGUUCCUGGCUUAAAAAGAAAUUAGUGAUGUCUUUAAAAAAUAUUCUGUUACACUACAAUUACCAAAACACUGACAAAAAUAUCGGUACUCCAAGAGGGUAUGACUUUGUGUUUAAUUGGGGAACUUGUUUUCAACAUUGCUUAUAUUUGAAUAGUAGAAAACUGGACAUUGAUGUUUCUUCCUGUUGCAAGGUGGGGCUUUAAGCUUUCAAGGUACAAAAGUACGUCUUUUAAAAUGAAAGUAACAUUUGUUUAGCUAGUGAAUGUGACAGUAUUUUUUAUGUAUAUAAUGAGUCUAAUGUAAUUUUAAUCAACUCGGUAAUGAUGUUAUUAAAUAGCAAAACAAAUGCAGUGUGUUAAAGCUAAACACUACAUUGAAACACAAACAAAAUUCUGAUGAAAUAACUGGGCUCUUGAUUCAGAUUAGGUGGAAACUGAGAAAUAAAUGUAUAUAAAUAUGUAGCUGAGGAUAUUAAUUCCCAUUUUAAAACCAUGAUUCUGUGACUUGUAAUAAACCAAGCUGUACAAUUUAGUUUAUAAUAGCAGUAUCUGAGCUGCUCAAAAAUAUAUAUAUCAACAGUGGUAAAUACUGUAGAUUUAUAUAUAUAUAUGCAAAAAAUAUAUAUAUACACACAAGCACUAUUUUCUUAUGUCAUUUAUGACAUUUUUUAUCUGUAUACUUUUUUUGAUGUGAUUGUUUUUUAACAUGCUAAAAGUAAUAAGUAUA